Molecule: messenger RNA, 930 nt
Organism: Rhizopus microsporus ATCC 52813
Lineage: Eukaryota; Fungi; Mucoromycota; Mucoromycetes; Mucorales; Rhizopodaceae
Product: putative isomerase YbhE
Exons: 2
Coding region: 1-930 (309 amino acids)
Molecular function (GO): protein binding; 6-phosphogluconolactonase activity
Source: RefSeq, a predicted model, not a curated record
AUGUCACAAGUCCCCGUUUACGUCUCAGGCUAUACCAACGAAAAAUCAACAGGUAUUUACCUUUACACCUUUGAUACGACAACUGGGGCUCUAUCACUCGAAACCUUGGCUGCCGAGAGCGCGAACCCGUCUUGGUUCUGCUUUCACAAAUCUGGACAACAUCUUUAUGCAACUAAUGAAGUAGCGUCAUUCAAUAAUGCCAACACGGGCUACAUUUCCGCAUAUAACCGCGACCCACAAACAGGAAAAUUAACUUUGGCGAACCAACAAGUUACAAAUGGGCAACAUCCUUGUCAUGCAGUAUGUGAUUCUAUUGGUAACUUUUUAGUAGCUGCGAACUAUACCGGCGGUUCAGUUUCUGUGCUUCCUAUCAACGCACCAGGAUCACCUGAGUCGAAUCUAGGUAACAUUAUCUCUUUCUCAGACCACAACCAACACUACAACCAUACAAUGAGUGUUCCCACGCGUCAAGAAAAGGCACAUUGUCACUCAGUUGACUUUGAUCCUAUUGCAGAUCGUUAUGUUUUCGUAAAUGACUUGGGAUGUGAUUUACUUGUUACCUAUCUAUUUGAUAAGCAAUCUGGAUCGAUAUCUCCUCAUUCCACCUUCUCAUUUCCUCCCGGCACUGGGCCACGUCACCUCAAGUUUGCUCCAAAUCACAACAACUUUUGUUAUGUUGUAGGUGAAUUAUCCAAUGAUGUAUUCAUGCUUGAAUUUGAUUUUGAAGGCGGUAAAUUCAAUGAAAUUCAACGUGUGCAUGCAUUACCUCAAGAUUUUGAAGGAGAUAAUUUGGGAGCCGAGAUAGACAUUUCACCUAAUGGCAAGUUCUUGUAUGUGUCGAUGAGAGGAUAUGAUGCGAUUACUAUAUUUGAGAUCAAUGAAUGGACAGGUAAACUCUCCUUGGUAGGUUAUCAGCCUACUGGAGGAUAG